AUACCACAAACCUGGCUGUUUCCUUGUGGUCACAAGCAAUACUAGGAGCUGAAGAAGCAGAGCGAAAAGGACCAAGAAGGGUCUCCGUCGUUUCCCGGGUAAAUGCGGGUACAAUCGUAACAGGUGUGGAAAAGCUGCUCCCCCAGGACGCACAUUUCGAACCUUGUACCUAAAGGAUUAAUAUUGGUUUCAAACAUCGGCAGAAGACAAGCAAUUUGAUUGGAUGGGGUAUUAAUUUACAUGAUGAUAAAAAUGGAUUACAUCUAAAUGGAUAAUAGUGGAUUUGAUAUACAGCUCUGAUCAUAGGGCAUAGACCGGUGAACAACACUUCCACAGAGGAGAAAUGUAUCAACACAACACCAACAGGAUCUCGCUCAUUUUGAUGUUAAUGGAUUCGUUAUCAUAUACUGAUUAGUUUUGGCCAGAGUUCCGUUGUGAUGGAGUUCCAUACUACUAGGGACCUAUUUCGAAUUGACCCACAGACUGAAGACAUACUACCUGAAGAUGGUGGUACACUUAAUUUGUCGUUUGGGCAAAGGCCAAUACCCAGCUUCACUCACCCGGAUUUCACUCAAAGUCCUUGUGGUGAUGGGUUAUGUUUCUUUAAUGGAACUAAUGGUACGAACAAUGGAAGUUUGAAUACAGGAAACCUUGACGGCACCCUCAACUGGUGGGCUCUUGCACCAGCUCCAUUUGUAAUUUUUGGAAUUACAGGAAAUCUUCUCGUUUGUCUUGCCAUUGCUAAGGAACGGAGACUUCAAACUGUCACCAAUUACUUUCUGUUCUCCUUAGCUGUUACUGAUCUAUUAGUUUCUCUUAUCGUAAUGCCAUUUAGCAUUUUACAUGAAUUCAGAGGGUACUGGAGUCUCAGUUUAGGAUUGUGCAAUUUUUACGUGACUUCUGACGUGAUGAUGUGUACGGCAUCAAUUAUGCAUCUUUGUACGAUAUCAGUUGAUCGAUAUAUUGGAAUACGUUACCCACUGAAGACGAGAAACAAAUCAAAGGGUACUGUAGCGGUAAAGCUACUGAUCGUAUGGUCACUGUCGUUAGUUGUGAGCAGUCCAAUUACAGUACUCGGCAUUGUAGAUGAACAUAAUUUAAUUAUAGAAAGACGAUGUCUAGUUAACAAUGACUAUUUUAUAAUAUACGGUUCUAUCAUAGCAUUCUUUAUUCCGCUUGUCAUUAUGGUUGUAACCAAUGUACUGACGAUGCAGUUACUAAAUGAACAGGCACGGUUGUGCAGUCAGAAAAAAGAUGAAGGCUGCCCUAUGAUUAGAAGAGUUCAAGGAAGCAGGCGACUAAAUAGAAAUCCAAUUGUAGAUAAACGUUUCCAAACGCCCAAAUCCAAUACAACGAGUAACACGACCAAAACGGUGCCUUCUACAAGAAAGUGGGCAAUGGAUAGCAACGAAAACCGCAAGCUUCUAGCUAAAAAUGUGAGUACAGCUGCGCCUAAAGUAGACAAAGGACCAUCAGAAGUACAAAAUCAGGGAGAUACAAGUGGCUUUAGUGCUAAUUCCUCUCCAGCGAGUCCAAGACCUUCAAAAUUCCGCUAUCUAAUUGCAAAACAUAACAUAACCUCUAAAGCUGCAAACAGGAUGUUAUUAAGAAAAGACCUCUCGAAAGAGAAUGCUGUACAAACAGAACGGAAGGCUACUAAAGUGUUAGCUGUUGUGUUCACCAUUUUUGUUGUUAGCUGGGCUCCUUUUUUCACCACUAAUGUUAUGACUGUACUUUGUAAAUGGUGCCACGUAGACCAGUUCCUUUUUGUGGCUUUUGUAUGGUUAGGUUAUAUAUCCAGUACUCUGAAUCCAAUCAUAUAUACUAUUUUCAAUAGAACUUUUAAAGCAACAUUUAUCAAACUCAUGGUUUGUGAUUACAGUUCGUUUGGACGAUUGAAUCGCACACAGAGUCUUAAAGGUAUUGAGUCAAGUACAUACUACCAUGGGUUUAGUUCAUCAGAGAGAAAUCACGAAUCACUCUGCUGACAAUAAAUUUUAAAGGAACAAUAUCUCUCACCGAAAUCCUCAUGGAAUCUUAAAGCCGAAAUGUAAAAUUUAAAGAAAUAAACAAUGAUACGGCGAGAAAACAGGAGGGGAUUGAAAACUGUUAAAUAUACUUUGAAAAUCAAAUUAAAAUCUUCCAAAAACACUCAUUUGAUAAAAUUAUCUAUUUAGAUUCAUGCAGGUCUCACAAGUCGAUUGAUUUAACUCCACUUUUGAAAGUUGAAUUUCGAAUGAGCAUGAUCCCAUUUUCCAUUGAUCACACGUAACUUAUGAAACCACGUCAAAUUACCAAUAAAUAUUGUCUAUAAGUUUUAAACAAUGUACAUAUACGGCCUAAUAUUGUUGAUAUGAAAUAAAUGCAGGCGAUAUAUUAGUUAACAAUUAUGAUACAAGAAUCCAAAUUAUCGAAAAGAACGAUCAAAACGUACAUAUAUAAAUAAAUUUAUACAAAUAUAAAUACAUCUGUAUACCGAAAAAGCUGCACACAUGUAAAGAUAUGAACUAUUAUUCGCACGUAUUUACAUGCAAACAAGCGUAUUUACAUACAAACAAAGACAAUUGUAAAGAAGACAUCAUUAUACGCACUUAUGUGCGAAUCAUUGCGUGGUAGCAUUGUUAGUUUACCAUGUCAAGACUACAAUAAAAGUCGCGCUCCAAUUGGAAGGGCAAUACGGCCCCCCAGAUAACAUUCAAAUUACGUAGGAGAAAAACGCUCUAAAUAUACAUUCAAAAAUGUAUAGUUGUAUAUAUAUAUAUAUAUAUAUAUAUAUAUAUAUAU
Messenger RNA from Octopus bimaculoides (California two-spot octopus), 2784 nucleotides. RefSeq lists its product as uncharacterized. NCBI's taxonomy places the organism in Eukaryota, Metazoa, Mollusca, Cephalopoda, Octopoda, Octopodidae. The record is from RefSeq and is a predicted model, not a curated record.